Molecule: messenger RNA, 1766 nt
Organism: Arabidopsis lyrata subsp. lyrata
Lineage: Eukaryota; Viridiplantae; Streptophyta; Magnoliopsida; Brassicales; Brassicaceae
Product: plant intracellular Ras-group-related LRR protein 8
Exons: 4
Coding region: 322-1482 (386 amino acids)
Molecular function (GO): protein binding
Source: RefSeq, a predicted model, not a curated record
ACGAGAUACUUAAUACAACCAAACAAAAAUCUAGAGAGAUAGAGAGAGCAUUUCAAGUUUUCAACGCCAAGCCCUCUCUUAUCAUCCGUACAUAUCUUUCAUUUCGAUCUUCAACUCCUUUUCAAUCUUCAAGUACUCUCUCUAUAUUCAAUAUCUUUAUAAUCAUAUAUAAAUAGGAUAUAGUUUCUACUCAUCAUUUAUAACACAUCUUCUUCAUAACCUCUCUCUCUCUUUCCCCUCAUCGCUCUCUCUUUGCUUUUGGGUUCUAGUUUGUGUGUAUAUACUAUAUGCACAUACACAUACACAUACACAUAGGAAGAUAUGAUGGGUUACGAGCAGAUGAAUCAGAUGACAAUGACGACAACGGCGAUGAUGAAGAAUUUCAAUAAGAGGGGACCGAUCAAUACUCCACAUAAGAAAAUGACGAGGAGAAGUGUGUCGGCCAUUGAUGGUGGUGCGGCGGCCGCAGCUGCGACUGCUGGAGAAGGAGAACGCCGCCGGAAUCUCAAGACUCUUGAUCUUAGCGGCAUGUCCUUGGCUUCUCUCUCGGCCUCUUCUAUCAACUUAGCUUCAAUCUCCAAACUCGAUCUCUCCAACAACAAUAUUCAGAAAAUUCCGGAAUCUCUAGUAGCGAGAAUGUUAAAUUUGUGGGCAUUGGAUUUGCAAUCCAAUCAGCUAAAAACUCUUCCAAACUCCAUUGGAUGUCUUUCCAAACUUAAGUUUCUUAAUGUGUCCGGAAAUUAUCUCCAAUUUCUCCCCAAAACUAUCGAAGAUUGCAGAUCGCUGGAAGAGCUGAACGCCAACUUCAACGAGCUUACAAGGCUCCCAGACGCGAUAGGGUUCGAGCUAAAGAAUCUGACGAAGCUCUCCGUCAACUCGAACAAGCUUGUUCUGUUACCAAACUCCGUUAGCUACUUGACGUCGCUGCGUGUCCUCGACGCGCGGCUAAACCGGCUUAGUUCCCUCCCUGAGGAUCUUGAGAACCUCGUGAACCUUCAGGUCCUUAACGUUAGCCAGAACUUCCAGCACUUGACGACGUUACCUUACUCCGUUGGGUUGUUGAUAUCUCUCGUCGAGCUUGACGUUAGUUAUAACGGAAUUACGGUUUUACCGGACUCCCUCGGCUGUCUUCGCCGGAUUCAGAAGCUCUCUGUGGAGGGUAAUCCCCUCAUUUCCCCACCUUUUGAAGUGGUGGAACAGGGAUUGGAAGCAUUGAAGCAGUACAUGAGCGAGAAAAUGACCGAGUCUUAUAAAAAAACUCCGGCCAAGAAAAAGUCUUGGGGCAUUGGUAAGCUCGUCAAGUACGGCCUGAGCUCUUCUCCGGGGAGAGGAACCGGCCGUGGAGACGGGAGGGAAGGCUUCAUCAAUGUAUCCGAUUAUCGCCAAAUCGAUGGAAUCGCCUCCCCGCGACACGUGUCCCUCUUCAACCCGCGACGCCUCUUGUCUCCACUCUCUGCGUAUUUCUCUCCUCCAAGGUAUUAGCUUCGAUGUGUUUCUGUCUUUUUCAUCUUCUACAUACGAUUUCAAACCUCUAAUUCACUGUUAUAUCCAUGUAGUGUUAAAUUGUUAAAGUUCUUUUUACGUUGUUUUCUGCAUGCUUGGUGUGAGGGUUAAAUCGUAUUAAUUUGUGUAUACGUUUUUUAAAAAAUCUGUAUCAUAGACUUUUCUAUGGCUUUUCUCUUUUCGUUGUAUUUUAGAUAAAUUUUGUUGAACACAUUUGUAAUUUAUGAUAUAGACACACUUAAUAGUGUAGUCCAUGUAUAAUA